Molecule: messenger RNA, 1680 nt
Organism: Penicillium alfredii
Lineage: Eukaryota; Fungi; Ascomycota; Eurotiomycetes; Eurotiales; Aspergillaceae
Product: NEDD8-activating enzyme E1 regulatory subunit
Exons: 2
Coding region: 1-1680 (559 amino acids)
Biological process (GO): protein neddylation
Cellular component (GO): cytoplasm
Molecular function (GO): NEDD8 activating enzyme activity
Source: RefSeq, a predicted model, not a curated record
AUGGCCGACACAUUCACCGCCAUCACGGGGCCGUCCUCUAAGGAGCGCAAGUAUGACCGCCAGCUGCGGCUGUGGGCUGCCAGUGGCCAGCAGGCCCUGGAGGACUCGCGUGUGCUGCUGAUCAACUCAGAUGGCCCGCUUGGCCGGGACAGCACCGGCGUCACUGGUGUUGUCGGUGUCGAGGCGCUCAAGAACCUUGUUCUGCCGGGGAUCGGCGGCUUUACUAUUGUUGAUCCUGCGAUGGUCACCGAGGCUGACCUCGGGGUGAACUUCUUCCUGGAGGAGGAGUCGCUCGGCAAGUCGCGUGCUGCUGAGACGUGUCGGUUGCUGCGAGAGCUGAAUCCUGAUGUACAGGGGUAUUCUUCGGCAAAGCCCAUUGCGGAUCUCCUCCAAGAUCCCGAAUUCCUGCCCCGGCAUAAGCUUGUGAUUAUCUCGGGACCAACAAAAAGCUCUUCUCUGCAGCCACUCUGCCAAGCAGCAACAGAGCUCGGCAUCCCCGUGCUGUACACACACUCGGUUGGAUUCAUCGCGACAUUCUCCUUGCAGCUUGCGGCAGAGUUCCCCAUUGUCGAGACGCACCCAGACCCAGAAUCAACCCAAGACCUGCGUCUGCUGAACGCCUGGCCCGAGCUCGCCGCAGCCGGCGCCGCGCUGGCCGACCUUGGCAGCAUGGACGACCACCAGCACGGGCAUGUCCCGUACAUCCUGCUCCUGCUGCGCUUCCUGGAGGAGUGGAAACAGUCGCAUGACGGCAAUGUGCCUAGCAAUUACCGAGAGAAAACUGACUUCCGGGAAUUUGUACGGAGCAACGCGCGGACUAGCAACGCCGAAGGCGGCGAAGAGAAUUUCGACGAGGCCGCGGCCGCCGUGCUGAAGACUAUCUCACCAUUUAGUCUACGCAGCACAAUCCGCGAUAUCUUCGAGAUGAGUGAAUGCCAACUGCCGACGGCAGAGUCACCCGAUUUUUGGAUCAUUGCCUCGGCAGUGCGCUCCUUCUAUUCUGUCCACAAUGUGCUCCCACUGCCGGGCUCGCUGCCCGACAUGAAAGCCCAAUCGGCAGACUACGUCUCGCUCCAGAAUAUCUACAAAGCCAAGGCGCGCAAAGACGUCGACGAGGUCACCGCGACAGUGCGCCAGCUCGAAUUUCAGCUGGGCCGAACCACUCCCGCAAUCCCGGAGCGCGAGAUCGAAGUCUUCUGCAAGAACGCAGCCCACAUCAAGGUCGUGCGCGGACGAGGCAUCCCACAGAUCACCGGUGCCAGCAACGCAGCCACCAUCAAAACCAUCCGCAACCAGCUCGGCAACCCCGACUCGUUGAUCCCCCUCUGGAUCGCAUGUCAGAUCCUUGACGCCGUCGUGGACGAUAUACAAACCAGCGGACAGGAACUGCAGCGCUCCGUCGAUGACGAGGAGUUGUGGCAGACCCACACCGACCGCAUCGUGAACUUGAUCUUCACCGACGACCCUGCGGCACUGUCUCAUGAGGCGCGCGAGCACAUCGACGAAGCGAUCCUAGAACUGCGCCGCACUGAGGGCGGCGAGCUGCACAAUAUUGCCUCGUUGGCUGGUGGACUCGUCGCUCAGGAGGCGCUCAAGGUGCUUACGAGGCAGUAUGGGCCACUGGACAAUACGUGUGUGUUUGAUGGGGCGCGGAGCCGGAGCGAGAUGUACAGGUUGUGA